ACUCGUUUCUUCCUUUUUCUCUCUUUCUCUUUCUAUCUUCAUUCUUUCUCCUUUCUCAUUUCUUCCCCAAACCCAUGUCUUAGAACCCUAGCCCCAAACUCACGGGCAACAAGGACGGCAAGUCGGCAACGAGGCGGCGACGAGGACGGCAACGAGCAGGGAAGGAAACAGAGUUUGCCUUUUCUACUCAAAUUCUCAUCGAAAAACCCUGAUAUGGCUGCUUCUAAUUCUUCUAAACUGUUUCGUGUUGGUCGUUCAAUUCUAGGAGGCCUCAGCAACAAUGCUUUUGGGGCAAGCAGGACAGCUUCUGAGCUGACACAUAUGGAUUUCUUAUCUCAACAACAAAGGACAUUCAUACAGAUGAGGACCAAUCUCAAAGUGGUGGAUAAUUCUGGGGCUAAAAGGGUCAUGUGCAUACAGGCAUUAAAGGGAAGAAAAGGAGCAAGAUUGGGGGACGUAAUAGUUGCAUCAGUCAAGGAGGCGCAUGUGGGUGGGAAAGUGAAGAAAGGAGAUGUUCAUUAUGCUGUUGUAGUUCGUGCUGCGAUGCAAAGGGGUCGUUGCGAUGGGAGCGAAGUCAAGUUUGACGACAAUGCUGUUGUACUCAUCAACAAGCAAGGUGAGCCAAUAGGCACAAGAGUGUUUGGCCCAGUUCCUCACGAAUUAAGGAAAAAAAAGCAUCUCAAGAUUCUCAGUCUUGCUGAGCAUAUUGCCUAAGUAUUUGUCCUUUACGUUAAUUUAGCUCAGAUUAUGAGUCUGCGGUUGGAAUAAUUAUACAAGUCAUGGAUCUGGCUGUAUAUCAUUUUGUUGUGCCUUUACAUGUGGUCGUCUCCUUUUGAGAUAACAAGUAGAGUUUACAUAGUGUUUUCUUUGAUCCUGAUACCGGACAGUCUAUUGCUACACGCUUGCUGCCUGAGAGGCUGGCUUUUCUGCAAUUUGCAAA
Molecule: messenger RNA, 940 nt
Organism: Sesamum indicum (sesame)
Lineage: Eukaryota; Viridiplantae; Streptophyta; Magnoliopsida; Lamiales; Pedaliaceae
Product: Ribosomal protein L14p/L23e family protein
Biological process (GO): translation
Cellular component (GO): ribosome; mitochondrial large ribosomal subunit
Molecular function (GO): structural constituent of ribosome; large ribosomal subunit rRNA binding
Source: RefSeq, a predicted model, not a curated record